This is a messenger RNA of Nymphalis io (European peacock), 5663 nucleotides long. It is a transcript of the gene BoYb, whose product is annotated as putative ATP-dependent RNA helicase TDRD12. The record is from RefSeq and is a predicted model, not a curated record. The transcript is spliced from 3 exons. Gene Ontology annotation, molecular function: nucleic acid binding; ATP binding. Bases 44 to 5593 code for a protein of 1849 amino acids. Lineage: Eukaryota; Metazoa; Arthropoda; Insecta; Lepidoptera; Nymphalidae. Gene Ontology annotation, biological process: transposable element silencing; germ-line stem cell division.
UUUAAGUAUUGUAUUUUCACGAUACGGUGUUUUAUGAAAUUAAAUGCUUGAACAAAUUAAAAUGCCGGCCGAUGGUUACAAAGUGAAAGUGAUCUACUAUCUAAAUCCUCAUUUAAUAUGGAUUGAAGUGUGUGAUCCUAAUGUUACAACGGAUGAAUAUAUUUUUGAGCAAAUCGGUUUAUAUGGUAUUUUACCACUUGAAACAACCUUAGACAUUGAGGAAGAAGUGAUUAAGGUUCAAAAAUGUCAUGAUUGGAUAAUAGCAGCCACAACGUUAAUGACGAAUGAAUUAAAAGGUAGUACCGAAGUUUGGUUUACUCCAACAUACAUAGAUAGAAGAACAUCAAUAUUCGAUGACAACAUUCAUAAAUAUGGCGAAUUGAUAAUUAAAUCUAAAAAUGGUGAAUUAAAGCAAUUAUCAAAAUUGUUAAUUAAUUCAAACAUCGCUCAUUUUGAUGUCUGUGAAUUCCAUCAAAAACUUAGUUCAGGGGAGAUCAAAACCAAACUUUGCUCCAUUAAAACACAGAAUGUUGUAAAAGAAAUUGAGAAUUAUUAUACAAGGACGGCUAAUUCAAAGAUUACAUGCAAGAAAGCCAUCGCAAAACAAACAUCAGUGUUUCAAAUUGGUCAAGGCUUAGAGUCCGCACUGACUGUAUCCAAUCUUGAAAGGCAUAACAACAAAAUGUUAAACACUGUGCUUGAAAACAAAAUGAAGGACUUGGAACUUUGUAAGGACGUUGAUGAUGAAUCUAUAGGCUGCGGUUUUAGAAAAUCAAAAGACAGGACACUUGAAACACUGUCCUUAUCAUCAGUUACAAUUGAUUCUAAAUGCAAUGACACUCAAGAACUUGAUCAGACUUUUAAAGAUAUUAAAGUCUUUUUAGACGCAAAUGCAAAAUCUAAUAAUAACCCAUCAGGAAAUGUGCCUGAAGCAGUCAAAAUAAGUGUUGAUGUUAAAAAACCUCAUGGCUCCAUGUUAAUUAAGAAAUUAAAAAUAAUGAAUCAGGCUGAUAGAGAUAAAAUCAACAAAGUCCGAAUGAAACAUAAGUUAAAUAUUGAACAACAGAUUGAUAAAACAUCAAUCAGUACCGUGAAGCCCAUAGAACAGAAAGAUAGACCUAUUGAAAGUAAUGACCGAAAAAUGCAAGUUGUUUAUGAUAAGGACGAUGUGAAAAACGUUGCUUAUGGACCUCCAGGGAUGGACCCUAAACUGUGGAAAAUCGAGGUAGUAAAGCAAGACAGUCAAGGUGAUGUCACAGAAGUAAUUAAUGUUGGCGAUGUUAGUGAGGAAAUGGAAAGUGAAAGCCGCAAUCUCAUAGGUGAAGUUGAUUCUGAAUUGAGUUUUGAAAUAACAAAUAAGAAAACAUUGUCCGAAUAUUGUAAUACUAAACUAAAAAAUGAGGUUACGUCAGAGUUAAGUAGUGAUAAACAACUGAAUGUACAAGCUAAUAGUAAAGUUGCAUUAAGCUAUGACAAUGAUGAUUCAAGUGAGAUACACAAAUCAUCUACAAGUUCUUUACUUUUAAAUAAAAAAUUAAGAGCGUACAGCAACAUGUCCAAACGAAACCGUAGUUUGUCUGGCUCUGACACAUCCAAUAAGGACUCGUCGAGUGUCUCCGAUACUAACAGUUGUUUGGAAAAAGAUGUAAACGAUGACGUACGUGACGUCAUUAAAAGAAUAGCCGAACAAUACAAAGUUAUACCAUCCGUAAAAAAUAAAAAAAAACAAAAUGAUGUAACACCGACCAGAUUGAAAAUUAAUGUUAAUCCAUUUAAAAAUAUUGAUCCCAAUAUAUCCGUUUUUGUUGAUAAACUCGUUGCGCCUAUCCUUUUAGUACAUACUAAAAAGAACAAACGUAUCCAACCGAUAUUUGAGAUGAGAGAUGUAUUUUUUAACUCUCAUAUUCAUAUCGUACUCAAAAAUAUGUUAAUUGAACAUCCAAUGAUGGUGCAAAGUGUAUCUUGGAAUACAAUAUUAAGAGGUCACAGCCUUUUCAUGAUAAGUCCUCCCAAUAGUGGGAAAACUUUGGGCUAUUUACCAGCUGUUUGUCGCCUUAUAAGCGAUGUGUACACUGGUAAUGUUGAUAGUGUAGGUCCACUUUGCAUUAUCGUUUGUGCGACAGCAAAGUCCGUUACUAUUGUCGAAGAAAUGGCGAAAAUGUUCCUCGGAUUAGACGAUAAAAUAUUAGCGUGUUAUGCGGGUGUCGAAGAUUUUUAUAUCACGUCAAAGUUGUUGAAUGGCUGCGAUUUAUUAAUAUCUACACCGGCAUCUCUUAUACGGUUAAUGCAACUCUGCGAAUUCGGAGUUGACUUUCGUCGUCUGUCAGUUUUCGUAUUCGAUGAUUGCGAACGUCUCGCGGUUACGUAUGCGGAUGAAAUCAAAUUCUUUCUAUUUAAAAUUAAAGAGACAGUUUCGUCUAGAGCUAAUAAUGAGUUGAAAGUUCAAUACAUACUCGCAUCUCGCGUAUGGUGUGAUUUUUUCCAACCCCUAGCAAAGAAAACGCCAGAUACGGUAAUAUCUUUUAGCGCGUUCCAAGAAUGUGUUCCAUAUUCGAAAGCCGACACAUCUGUUAGUUUCGUCGAAAUUGAAAAUAAAAUAAAUAUGGUAUUCGAGUUUUUACAGGGUAUUGAUGAAUCUAAGAAAACGGUUAUAGUUUGCAAAUCGGAUGAUGAAGUCGAUUUAUUAGAGACCGCUUUAAAGCGAUCUAAACGCGUAGUAUUCGCGUGUAAUAAUAAUAUGACAGUUCAUGAUUUAUACAACCUUAGCAUUUCGUGGGCGGAAUUCGAAGAACCGUUAGUAGGUCCGAUACUUGUGUGUUGUGACGGGAAUUUGACCCAUAUGAACAUAACAGAUGCUCAUCAUUUGAUCCAUUAUUCUUUGCCACAGUUAUUUUCAAUGUUCUGCAAACGUUUCUGUGUUCUAAAUGACAAUUAUCCAUCUAUAUUCAAAGAUGAUAAGAAAUGUAUUAAAAUCAAAAUUCUCUUGGACGGCUCAAAUGUUGAGCAGCUACCGAAGAUAAUGAACUUUAUUAAACGCUGUACAAACAAUAGCCCCAAAUUCUUGGAUGAUGUUUGUAAUAAAAUUCUAAAAGACAAAGACUGGAUCAAAGCUAAAAAUUAUAUCCCUAUUUGCAAUAAUUUGCUUAUGUUCGGUACUUGUCCAGAUAUUUUCAAUUGCAAAGAAAGACAUACGAUUAUAAAGGAAUACGAUUCACCGCUAGAGUGGAUGCCUAAAGAUGGAAUUAUUACGUUUAAAAUCCUCCAUUAUCACUCAGCUAUUUUAUAUUCCGCGAGGCUUUUGACUAAUGUUGUUAAUGGUGUCGUCACUAAGUAUCCACAAUCAUAUAGUUCUCUUUUCAUAAAGAUGGGUAUGUAUUACAGCAAAGAGUCGAAUAGGAGACUUCACGGUAUUCCAAAAAUUGGAGAUGUUUGUGCAGCAUCCGUGAAACUAAAUUUCUACGUGCGAUGUCAAGUUGUGAAAAUUUUAAGCCAUUAUCAGAAUGGUAAUCCCAAUAGCGUACUAGUAAAUUUGAUAGAUGAAGAGAAAUAUGAAAUAACAAGAGAUAUUUAUCUUUAUUAUCUACCUGAAGAGCUAAAAGAAAUAAAAACGCCUGUAGUGCAGGUCAGAUUAGCCAACGUAGAACCUAAAGACAAAGAUAUUACAUUUUCAAAUCUAGCAGUUGAACAAUUUAAGAAAAUAACUGAUAAUAAUGAUCUAUUCAUCAAAGGACACGUAUCUCUGACACUUGGUAACUGUGUUUUUGUUGACACCUUGGAAGUGUGCCAAGAGUUAACAUCUUUAAAUGAAACUGUUGUGAAAAACAAUUUAAAACAAGAACUCUUAGAGAAUCAUGCUCAACUGAACCCAGAACGUCUUCAGCAACUAAAAAAACUAUGUACCGAAAGCGGUAUAUGCUAUACAGAAAUUGUAAAAGAGCCCGAAAUUCAAAAUCCAGUUAAAAAUCUUCCAAAAGGAUCAUGGGCACAUUUAGAGUCUGGUAUAUUAAGCACAGUAUUUUUAUCUUCUGCUAAAAGUCCUGAUAAGUUCUUUGUGCGUCUCAAUAAAUUUGAAUCUUGUAUGAGCGUUUUACUGCAAGACAUUAAAGAAUAUUCUGAAGCUUAUAUCUCUAAUAACGAGCUCAGUAAAGUAAAAGAGGGUGAUUUGGUUUUAGCUGAAUUCCCCGACGAUUCGACAUACGAACGAGCAAGAAUCGAUGGUAUAAAUGAUGACAAAGCAAAAUGUUUCUUUUUAGAUCAAGGAGACUGGAUAGAAAUACCUAUGGAGCAUAUUAUUCCAAUUACUGAGAAAUUUAUAAACAAACUACCAUUCCAAGCAAUUGAAUGCAGAUUGAUAGGAAUCGAACCGCCCGGUGAAGAGUGGUCGGAUUUCAGUAAAAAUUGGUUUUGCAAUAAUUGUUUCGAAGAUAAAAAUGGUGAUUUGAAGCAUUUGUACAUUAAAUAUUUUACAAAAGAAGCGGCUGAAUUUACUGGUGGGUACAAAUAUGGUGUGGCUUUAAUAGACACAAAUACACCUAACGAUGUCGUUAUAAAUCAACUCAUGAUUGACCUUAAUCUGGCCAAAGAGAAUAUUAAAGAAAGAGAGUACCUUAACAAGUUGCUUCCAGAUGCAAAAGAGUCUGGUCACGAACAGACAUUUGAAGAAGAAAACUCGUAUCUUAAUUUGCAUCCAGAUACAAAUGAGUCUGAUCACGUAGAAACAUUUGAAGAAGUGGAAAACGAAGAUGAUGAUGAAAAGAUGACUAAAAUUAAUCAGGACAGAGGUAGCGCUGGGAAUAGUACAGUUCAAAUACCGCAACCAAUCAGAUCUGUUCCAUUGGUUGAUUCGGAUUCAAGUGAUUUCGAACGAUGGGAUGUUAAUUUGGACCAAAGUGUUCUAAGUACUCUAUUUCCAAGAAUAAAUUCUAAUAUCCAAGCCAAAGUAACUCAAGAUACUGAUGAUGACGUCAGCACAGAUGAAAAUCAAGUUAUACCAUUUCGUUCAAGAGAAACUAAUACAGAAGUUAAUAUACAAAUUAAACAAAAUGACCCGCAAGAAUUAGACUCUGAUGAUUUUACUUCGUCAGAGACAUCACAAACAUUUAACGUAUGUAACGAUAAACAAAAUUUGUUAUCAGUUGUAGAACAGAAAAGGCGACCAAAACUGCUAUGGCGUCAGACAAAAAAUGUUGUCUUUGUGAAAAUUGAAUUGAUUGCUGUCAAAGAAUACGAUCUCGAGUUUGACGUUCGAAAUUUGAAAUUUAGUUGUAAUUUAAAUGACGCUACAUAUGAAUUUGAUAUUGAAUUAUACGGCGUGAUCGAUAGAGAUAAAUCUUCUCAUCUGAAAACCGGGUUCAAUAUAAUCGUGAAACUGGUAAAAGUUUUGAAAACGAAAUGGGUGUCGUUGACUAAAUCGUUUGACACAAAAAAUUGGAUUGCAUAUGAUGCAGAUUCUAUUGACACAUCGUCUGAUGAGGAAGAAGUUGAUAGGAGCACUAUGGAAAAUAUAAUAAAGGUGAUGCAUGGGACUGAUGAUGAAUCGGACGAUGAUGAGUUUUUAGACGAUGUUAAUUAUGAAUAUGGCAAACAUAACUAAUUGCAUUUGCAAAGUGCUGUCUAAAUGUUGUGAUGAAAAAUGUUCUAGUCAGAUAUUAAUACAACUAUAA